Messenger RNA from Orussus abietinus, 3928 nucleotides. RefSeq names its product DNA damage-regulated autophagy modulator protein 2. The transcript is spliced from 6 exons. Lineage: Eukaryota; Metazoa; Arthropoda; Insecta; Hymenoptera; Orussidae. The record is from RefSeq and is a predicted model, not a curated record. Bases 1012 to 1743 code for a protein of 243 amino acids.
GACUACUUAAUUCUCAAGAAACCUUACAAACCCUCCUGAGUCCUCGUUGCAACUUUCCAAUCAUCCUUUGAGAACCAAAAACCUAUCGAUCCCACCAAAGAGAUUGACCUACCCGCUCGGGUCAUUCUCUCCGUAUUUCUCAAUUCAUAAGCUAGUUACGCGUGCGUACGAGUUAAUUCUUCUACAAUCGGUAUACCGCUCGGAGGAAUCUGCAAAAUUUUCCCGGCUUCGGGAGCCACUCGGUGCAUUUUGACUAUGAAAAUUAUUAGUUCUGUCUCUAGAGGCAAGCAAUGUAUUAUUUCGAUUGCUUAGGCAUUUGUAGACCAUUUGAAAACAUAGAGAAGUGUUAUUGAGUAAUUUCAAGGUGAGCCUCGUGUUCUUAAACCUUAUCGAUUAUUUAUAUGAAGAUUAACAUAUUUCAUAAACGAUAUAAAUUUAAUAUCAAAGAUUUAUUAUUCCUUAUUUUAGUGAUUAUUUUAUCUCUCUUAAUCGGUCAGGUAACAUAAUGUAUUGACGUCAUUAGGCAGUGAAGUAGUGGCGUCAGUUUUACGUCAACUGGACGUCAUAAUGAUGGGACUUAUGACGCAAGUUCUGACGAGACCGUAACGUUUAUCGACGGUACCGAUUACAUGACCUGCACAAACGGUCCUAACGUUAAUCACAUUUGUUAAUAUAAAUACCACAACCUCUAUGACCAGUAAUAUGCUUUCCUUUUUCUGUGAAGACAUUAACGACCUGCGCCGACCCGCAGACAUGAUCAAUCCGGAGAAGGCCAGAAAGCGAUUAAUAUGAGUCAAGACUCAUUCAACUGUCAGCGUCGGAAAUCGUGAUAAUUGGCUGUUUUUACUGCAAACCGCUCUACCUGAGUUGAGCCCAGUUGACAUUAGUUUGCCGGUUAUACAUAACAUUUGGUCGCCAUGGAGAAACCUGAAAUUUUAUCUGACCUGCACUAUCUACCCAUAAUACUCUUCGUAGCUCUACCCUCCACCUUCAUCUUGACGUAAAUAUAUUAUGGCCGUCCUGCUCAAUCAUGUGGAGGCUGGAUUUCCAUAUAUCUCGGAUGCUGCAACUUAUGCACCGGAGAGCUGUAUCUUUGCUCAAUUCAUCAACAUGAUAACUGCUCUCAUGUGUUUUAUUAUCUACAUUAGGUACUCUCAAGUCAAAAUGUGCUCCAUCAUAUACCGACACCAAACUUCACUGCCAAGAUGGAAUAAUGCAGCUUUAAUUUUGGGAUUAGUGUCAAAUCUUGGUUUAUCCAUAGUUGCAAACUUCCAAGAAACUUCGGUGAUCGUGGUACAUCUUAUCGGUGCACUGUUGUGCUUCGGUUGCGGUGCAGCAUACUUUUGGAUUCAGGCAAUGUGUUCGUACUAUAUGCAUCCUAUCGGAUGUUCAUUGAGGAUCGCCUAUCUGCGGCUAGUUUUGUCUGCCUUUUGCACCGUGUGUUUCUUCGUUAUUCUCGUUACGGGCAUUUUAGCGCAUAUGGCGUACAAUGGAACAAAUCCAAGAAAAUGGUAUAAAGAUGACGGUGGCUGGGAAUUGCACGUUGUCAGCACCGUGGCUGAGUGGAUUUGUGCAAUUGGAUUCUGUGCUUACAUACUGACAUUCACGGAUGAGUUUCGAGAAAUCCAGCUGAUUCAACCCAAGGUUGCGUACAAGGAUGGUCAAUUCGGAAACAACGAUGAGAUGCUGGCCGAGAGCCAGAACGCAGGAGAUGAUCCACAAUCUCCUAGGAGUGUUACUUGAUCGGGUAUUACCUGCGGUAGUGGAUAUGUCAACCUCCUUUCUCAUUCGCCCGUGAAUACGCCUUGUUCCAGCUAUAGAGCUCGAGAUUUCGACUUCUUAGAUGAUAGCAUAGGAAUUGCUGAAUCUCGGAAACCUAAUUUAGACAAAUAUCCCUGUUCUGCACAAAUCCACGUGGAUCUUAAAGAUUCAACGAUUGACGCUUUGCGUGACGGCCGGCCCGAGGGAGAUUUGCUCGACUUAGACAGCGACGAUGACAAUAUUUUGGACGGCAAAUAUAUUCCGAUAGGAAGUGUAUCAAGAGCCGACAUAACCCAAGAGAAAAUACUUUAUGCGGAUACUGGGAGUUACAAUAAUUAUAAUCUACUCUAUGGCGGCAUUCGAAGCUUGGAUUCAUUGGUAAAGGAUGCUAACAUGCCAUAUACUGCAGCAAACAGUCACCCGAAUACAUUCCGUGAAUCCAACAGUCACGGGUGCUACAGUUUACGGUCCGAAAUUUCUGAAAGGAAAUUCGAGACUUUUUGUGAUAGCGAAUCUUCCUACUCUAUGGCAAACAGUCAUGGAGCCUAUAAGAUCUCGGAUAGGACUCUUGUAGACGGUGAAAAUCGAUCGUGCGAACGACUUGUUCCGCCAGAAGCGGAAACGAACUAUGAGAUCGCAAAUAGUCAUAGCAAUUAUAGAAUCUUCUACAAUAGUCAAACUCGAUAUGACAGAGAUAUUAUUACCACGAAGGAUAAUUUUAUAAAUAUCUCUCGAUCGGAAAACGAUAAUGGAUUUCAAAGUACGGUUGGUUCGGACUUCAAAAGUACCGUCACUAGUUUCACUAGAAGUAACUCUAGCCACAGUUCUAAAAGUACCGAGGAAUCCAUCACCACUUGUGACAUCGAAGAGUGCCUUAUACAGAUCGAGGAGAGUCUUUUAAAUAUCGAACAGAAUCUUCUUCAUGUUCAGGAUUUAAACAUACCAGAAAUUAAAAAAUUACUACAUACAAAACCAAGUAUCGAACGGAGCCUUUCUGGAGUUCAUGACUUAAUUUACACGGACAAUAUUGGAUCGGCUAAGAGGCACGAUGCGCUUUCUUUGGCAUCGGAAGAUGGCACCGGAAACAUGGUCGAUGCAACGUCAAAAAGAGAUUUGCAAAGCCCUGAUCGUAACGCUUUCGCAAACAACGAUAACUUCUUUGAAUUUAUGAACGAUCGAUCCGUCGGUGACCUAGUUGACGUCUCUUCGAGUGUACCCGAUGUUUUAAAUUCGAUCAUUCGCGAAGGUACCGACAAAAGCGUCAACUUUAUACCAAAUAGUCUUGGAAAAACUCCACUUAGAAGUACCAUCGAUGGAACCAAAGACAAUAUAAGAGUAGGUUUUCUCAAUUGUACCGAUUCAAGAAACGUGUGCGACGAAAAUCGAAGAAUUGACUCAAUGAAUUAUAAUUUUAAUCAUUGUUUAGAAGCCAAAAAACUAUUGAAUCAGAAGAAAUGUCACAAUAGGUGUAAUUCACUUGAUAAAAAUUCUAUCUUCCAAAAUUCUGAUUCGACGGAUCAACGUAUCGCGUCGCUAGAAAAUCUCUUUUCUGAAAGCAUCGAGAAUUUGUUGAGUGCUACAAGCAAGGCUAGAUCCGAAGAUACUUUAGAGCACUGUAACGACGAAAUAAGUUUAAACAAAAAUUCGAUGACCUCAGGACGAAAGGCUAAGGAAAACAGAUUAGCAAAAGUUGAAGCUAAAGCUGAUGAAUUUCGUAAAAAGAUUCGUAAUAUUAUAUCUAAUCGCCGAUCCGUUCUGCCUCAGACUUUAAAGAAAAUUACAAAGAAUAGUAAAGAUCUAUUGAAAAACCGAGAAAAUUCUCAGGACAGGUUGCCUAAUACAAAUAACGCCUCUACGGAAAGAUUGCAAGAUAUGAAAUAUGUCUCUCCUAAUAAUAAACCAUUAAGUAACGAGAAAAAGAAAAGGAAGAAAAUUAUAAACCGGACAUCCUCGUCUGAAAACGCUUUAGUGCCUAGUAAACUAAUUUCUCUUUCGUUAUCUUUAUUGCUAGCUGCCUUGUUACAAGCAGUGAGAUGUCUUACGGAUUUAGUGGAGGACGCUUUUAGAUCUGUUAAUUACGAUCGCUCUGGCUUACUAGAAUAAUAAGUGGAAUUGUUUUAAUUGUGCAAUCGUGGACGAAAUUAUAAUUCAAAUUUUUUGGAACUUA